Molecule: messenger RNA, 749 nt
Organism: Pelecanus crispus (Dalmatian pelican)
Lineage: Eukaryota; Metazoa; Chordata; Aves; Pelecaniformes; Pelecanidae
Source: RefSeq, a predicted model, not a curated record
CAGCUUCCUCAAGUCUCGGGCAAUAAAGCGGAGCCGCAGAAGAGCGGCUGGAGCUGGAGCUGCAGUCCUGUCGCAAGGACGGUGAAGGAAACAGAAGAGCAGCUGCUGCUGGUGAGCAGGGAAAACCAGGUGCUGAAGAUCAAGCUGGAAGCCACGAGAGAAGCAGGUGUACAGGCUCUCAGAUCUGCCUCCCAGAAACUCUAUGAGAAUUACCAGACUCGGUCCGAAGAACUGAAGAAGAGCCAUGAGAAUGAGAAGCAGCAAAUGCAGGCCUACAAUCUCCAACAAGAAGAGAAGCUCCAGCAAAGCGCAGAAGACGUCACCCGCCUCGCCGAAGGCGUCAGGGAAAAAUGUACCCGCAUCGCAGAGAUGGAGAAGCGCGUGCAAAGGAUGGAGGAGGAAAAGAAAACUCUGAUAGAGAAGAAAAUGGCACUUGAAAAGAUGCUUCAACAGAUGAUGUCGAGGACCGAAGACAGCAAACGGUGCCUGGAUCUCCAGAAGCAGAUUUCCACCUUGCAGGAGCAGAUCUGCCACCUGCAGCGCGUGAUUCAGGCGCAGCACCACGGCCUGCACGGCGUGAUUCAGGAGGCAGAGAAACUGAAAAACAACCUCAGAAGCCAAGAUAAAAAAAUAGAAAACCUGAGAGAGAAACUGACUGCGCUGGAAGUGCAGAAUAAAGAACUGAAAGACAGAGUGGAGUUCUGGUCUGGCCAGCCCAAGAGUAAAGCUUCAAAAGCUGUCUGCACAGA